Messenger RNA from Drosophila ficusphila, 1083 nucleotides. RefSeq names its product nascent polypeptide-associated complex subunit alpha, muscle-specific form-like. The coding region runs from base 1 to 1083 and encodes 360 amino acids. The record is from RefSeq and is a predicted model, not a curated record. Lineage: Eukaryota; Metazoa; Arthropoda; Insecta; Diptera; Drosophilidae. The transcript has a single exon.
AUGGACACAGUUGUCCUUCUCGACGAGGAGGAGACCGUGCCGUGGGUACCGCCCCACCGAGAAACACCACCGCCCUCAUACGAGGAGCUUUUCGGGCCGGGCCCGUACCCGGAGCCCGACCCUCCAGCAUCAGCCGGGGUCAGCACCGCUGCCACCAUGGCGGUGCGGGCCACCGGCGCCGCUGCCACGGGCACACCCAGGCCCGCACCCAGUGCCACCGACGCCAAGGAGCAGGCCACGCCCACGCUCACCGCCGCCGACGACACCGCCGACGCGGCAACCGUCCGGGCAGGAGCCAGCACCCCCACGGGGGAUGACUUGCUCGCGCUCCUGCUGGGGAAGCUGGCCGCGUCCCCCGACGGACCCACCACGUCCGCCGCAUCCCAGCAGCGGGAGGCAGUCCGGGCCGCGGUCCGAACAAUAAUGGCCACGAUCCCCACGGCGGAAGCCACUGCUCAACCCGACGCAGCCGCUGGAUCGACCGCCGGCAUCCCACCGGCCGCCACUGCUCCACCCGACGCAGCCGCCGGAUCGGCCGCCGGCAUCCCACCGGCCGCCACUGCUCAAUCCGACGCAGCCGCCGGAUCGGCCGCCGGCAUCCCGCCGGCCGCCACUGUUCAACCCGACGCAGCCGCCGGAUCGGCCGCCGGCAUCCCGCCGGCCGCCAUGGCUCAACUAGACGCCGCCACCCAAGCGGCCGCCCAACCGGACGCCGCCGCCACGGCGCGCGCCCCGACGCCGCCUGACGGCACCGCGGCCACUGCAGCCGUAGCUGCCGUCCUGCCGUCCAGGCCCGUGCGGCGGGUGAGGCCUAUGCCGGCCACCGACCAGCAGCGCUGGCGUGGCCGCCAGCCUUUGGCCAACCCCGAAGGCGAACCAGUCGGCCGCCCAGGCAUCCUCCGCCGACCGGCCCCAUGGCCCAUGGAGGAGGCCAGUACUGACGAGGAAUUAGGAGGAGGACGCCGACUCGGAGGAGGAGCUUCCCCCGGUGGAUCCCCCUGCCUCCAAACGCCCAGGUCCGCGCCCUCGACGGAUGGGUUACCGAAGACGGGUGGGUACCCAUCGCCCUCCUGCGUAGUAUAG